AUGGACCAGAACUCCGAGCACGCCCUGGAAUACAAGAACAGGAAGAUGAGCAGCCAGCCCCUUCACGCCGCCGCCCUCUUCCAGGCCAAGAGCUCUCAGGAGGGCCCGCGGCGGGCAGAGGAGCUCGUGAGGAUGCUGCUGGAGGCCAGGGCCGACGUCACGGCCCAGGCCGAGUCGGAGCUGGCCGGCCAGUCGCGCAGGGUGCAGGCGUUGCACAUGGCCGCGGGGGCAGGAAACGUGGGCGUCAUCCGGUUGCUGCUGGAGCACCGCGCCGACCCCGACGCCGCGGCGGCCCUGGAGAUCCGCAAGGAGUCAGAUGAGGCACAUACACUACCUCCCCCUCCACGACGCCGCCUGGCUCAACAAGGCCGCGGCGCUCAAGUGCCUCCUCGAGCACAAGGCCAAGCUCACCGCCACCAACAACGUCAAGGGCAACGUGCUGCACAUGGCCGCGCAGCAGGGCCACGUGAACAUCGUCGACUUCCUCGUGGGCAGGGUGGCAGAACCAGUCGACGGGUGCAGCGAGACGCCCCUCGUGCUUCCUCAGCAGAUGCGCGAGCUGACGCAGCAGAGGAACAAUAA
Messenger RNA from Prorocentrum cordatum, 582 nucleotides. The record is from the annotation of a GenBank genome assembly. NCBI's taxonomy places the organism in Eukaryota, Dinophyceae, Prorocentrales, Prorocentraceae.